UCUCUCUCUCUCCCUCUCCCUCCUUCCCUGUGAAGUCGGGGCUUUCUUUACCUGCCGCUUCCGCUCCCCUGAGAGGCAGGCGCUUCGCCUUGGAGGAGGGAGAGCGCAGGGGCUUCGCUCCUCUUGGGAAGAGGAGGAAGAGGCGGAAAGGGGCCCCAAAGCGGAGCCCAACCCGACCCCGCUCCAAGGGCCCCUUGGCCCCUCCCGGCCUCCCCCUCGCCUCGCUCCCAAUGGCUUCUCCCAACAGAGACCCUCUGCUUCAAGAACAGGAAGCUAAAGAACCAGUAGAAGAUACUGAUCCUAGCACUUUAUCCUCAGAAGAAUUUUUUGGAGAGACAGAAAAGUACCCAGUUCAAGAUACAGCAUUACCCAAAGAUGAAGAGUACCAAACAGAAAAAGUGACCUUGGAAAUAGCGUCUGUCAACAUUAGGAGCCUAACGUCAGAUUCGGGCCUGAUACAACAGCCAGAAGAAGAUGAUGACAGUCAAAGCAGUACUGGUGAAUCACCUACAGCUGUGAAGAAAUCCUGUACAGAAAAUGGCACCUGCUCCAUAUGUCUGUCUCACCAACCAACCAUCAGUGACUUGCUCAAUGAUGAGGACUUGCUAUAUAUGAUGAGGAUCAAGUUGGAUCCAUCGCACCCAACAGUGAAAAACUGGAGAAAUUUUGCAAGCAAAUGGGGAAUGACCUAUGAUGAAUUGUGUUUCCUGGAACAGAAACCACAAAGUCCCACCCUGGAGUUUUUGCUACGGAACAGUGACAGAACUGUGGAACAGCUGGUAGAACUCUGUAAAUUAUAUCAAAGGGUUGAUAUUGAGAAGCUGUUGCUGAAGUGGGUGGAGAAAGAAUGGCCAAAGAGAGGUCAUGGAACCUAUCAGAAUAAUUUCUAAGAGAGCAAACUUUCUAUGGCAGAAAACAGAGAGGCUUGUUUUACUUUGCCACUGAUAUGUGUAAGGAGCUUUUCCUUGCUGGUGAAAUGAGACACAAGUUCAUUUUAACAACAUAAAACUGUUUCAUAUAUCUGCAUACCUAGCCUUUGUAGUUACAAAGAUUAUUCUUAAAUGUUAAUCACUUUGAUGUCUAAUUCAGGUAUCUUCCAUCUGUUAUAUGGAAAGCAUAGAUAAUUUGGAGUAAAGCCAGAAGAAUCACAGUCACAAAACAGGGUCUAGUCGCAAAAUCAAACUCAUAAAACAGGGCUUAGCCCGUCUGUCCAAGCUGUUACUUCUUUUUCACAAAUGUUGCUCGUAAUUCUCGUAACUGUAUUUUUUCACAAAGGGUGAAAUUGAAGUGAGGGUGGAAGUUUGGAUUCUUCUUUUUAAAAUGAAUUCAGCUUUGCGAUUGUGUCCUAGCCCACCCUUGAAAGAUUAGUUCUGCUCACCAUCAGUGAAAGGAAGCAGGGCAGAAUUAAUCUCGUAGAUCAGUGGUUCUCAACCUGUGGGUCCCCAGAUGUUUUGGCCUUCAACUCCCAGAAAUCCUAACAGUUGGUAAACUGGUUGGGAUUUCUGGGAGUUCUAGGCCAAAAAACCCCGGGGACCCACAGAUUGAGAACCACUGUGGUAGAUCCUCAUAUGCUUGCAUCAAAAUUUGCCAUUUUAACAUGGAGAUAUUUUUAUGUACAGAUUUAGGUGGACAGACAAUGUACUUCUCAGUAACCUAACACAAGAUUGCCAAGGCCUAGCAUGGAAUUAGUAGGCAUCUCCCAAGACGAUCAGACCACCACAGGACUGCUAACCUCCAGAGUCCUCAGUCUCGCUAUUCCCUCUUAUUCCUAUUUACGUUUGCCUGCCAUGUCUGCAUGAAUCAACAGACGUGGAGAUGAGGAUAAGGAACUCACCUUAUUCUCCCUCUCUUCCUUGCCAAGAAAAAUAAUGCAAAUCAAUGUCAGCAACAACAGUAAUAACAAGGAAAUAGGUCUACACACGGAGGAAGGCUUUUUUACAGCAGGAUGCUGGAGCUCAGUGAUACUUAAUUUUGGAGGGGGCAGACAAGGUCAUGGACUUAUUUGAUUUUUUUUCCAUGUUAGGAGCGACUUGAGAAACUGUAAGUAACUUCUUGUGUGAGAUAAUUGUCCAUCUGCAAGGACAUUGUUCAAGGGAUGUCCGAAUGUUUUGAUGAUUUGCCAUCUUUGUGGGAGGCUUCUCCCAUGUCCCCACAUGGGGAGCUGGAGGUGACAGAUGGAGCUCAUCCACACUCUCCCCGGAUUUGAACCUCGAACCUGUCUUAUUUGAUGAGAAUUACUUAUUUGAUGAAAAUUAGCUAUUUGUUUCUAGCACGAUGGUGGUAGUGAUGUGCUUCAUGACUAUGUUCAGCCUACAAUUGUUUGGACAAAAUCCGUUUCUUGAUCACAUAAUCUGAUGUUUAAAUGUGUAUUUUUUAAAACAAAAAUAGCAAUAACAAAUUGAAAGAAAGAAAGAAAGAAAAAAGUACUAUUUGUAUGUUUGGUUCAUAGAUUCUCUUAAUGCAUCAAUCAACCCUUGGUUAAGAAUCCUUGCUGUCGUUGAUAAUUAAGAUGACCCAGUGCCUUUCAGCUUUGUUUUUGUCACUGAGUAGAUGACAUAGAAAAAUCCUCCCUCUCUCUUUCUUUUUUUUGCUGUUGCUUUUAAAAGCUAUGAUCAUCAAAUGCAUUUCCUUGACUUCAGGUUGGCUUUUGUUCAACUACCUUCAGAGUAUUAGGUGUCAUUCAGAUCUUUCAAGUUCUGGCCUGCUUAAAUAAAACGACCCUGAUUUUUCAAUGUUUGGAGCAGCUUCUGUGUUUUAGUAAAUUAACAGAGAAAUUGUUAUAAACUACAUAGUAAUUACCUGAGUUUGUGUCACAUGAACCACCACCUUGAGGGCACACAAUCCUGAAUUGUGAUUAGAAGAAAUCAAAUACUUAGUUCACAAAGAAUGAUCAAGGGCUAGUGUUUGAUUGUUCCUAAAUAUUCGGGUUUGCCAGAGUCUCUGUGAUUUCAGAUAUUUUAGUUGCUUUGAAUUAAUUCCUAAACUCCUAAUUUAGGAGUGAUUACCUUAAUUGGAACUGCUCAUUCCCUGUGGCAAACAGAAGAUACGUUCUAACAUGUUCUGAGAGACAGUUUGAGAAUGAAUGCUUGAGCAGGCUGUUACAAAACACUUAGACUUAUAAUGUUAUUGUAACAAUGAUGACAGAUCUAUUAGUAAACUUUAUUGAUACUUCUGAGCUAUUUUUGUUGUUGCAGAAAUUAACUUUGAAAUUAAUUAGAAUGACUUGGCUCAGUGAGUAUGCAUUGAUUCGUGCAGCGUGGCACAAUGGUGGGCACCCUGCCAACAGAAAGACUAAAAUCAUAGCACCAGUUGAUUCGGCUGCUGAUCACUACAAAUGGGAAUGGGAACAAGAGUAUUUGAUGAAAUAAAAUUGAAAUUGUUCAUUGUAUAUGUGCUUCAGAGGAGGUAUUUUGAAGGCUGAAGGAUUAAAUUAAUUUAUUUCCUUACCAAGUUUUCUUAUUGGGACUAGGGAAAAAUCAUGCUCAUGAUAAAUGUCAUUUGAAGAUGUGUGCAGCUAACGUCUUUAAAAUUCCUCUAAAAGUCAUAGUAAAUUAUAUCUCCAAAAAGAAGAA
This is a messenger RNA of Anolis sagrei ordinatus, 3572 nucleotides long. RefSeq names its product EDAR associated via death domain (gene EDARADD). Gene Ontology annotation, biological process: signal transduction. NCBI's taxonomy places the organism in Eukaryota, Metazoa, Chordata, Lepidosauria, Squamata, Anolidae. Gene Ontology annotation, molecular function: protein binding. The record is from RefSeq and is a predicted model, not a curated record.